Messenger RNA from Parastagonospora nodorum SN15, 1209 nucleotides. RefSeq lists its product as hypothetical. NCBI's taxonomy places the organism in Eukaryota, Fungi, Ascomycota, Dothideomycetes, Pleosporales, Phaeosphaeriaceae. Gene Ontology annotation, biological process: endocytic recycling; retrograde transport, endosome to Golgi; Golgi to vacuole transport. The transcript has a single exon. Bases 1 to 1209 code for a protein of 402 amino acids. The record is from RefSeq and is a predicted model, not a curated record. Gene Ontology annotation, molecular function: syntaxin binding. Gene Ontology annotation, cellular component: GARP complex.
AUGAAGUCUUUGGCAGACAUCAAGCCGCUGCUAGAUGAUCUUACAAAUCGCGCUGUCGAACGAAUACGAGACUAUAUUGUCGCCCAAAUCAAGGCGAUUAGGUCUCCUUCCAUCAACGCGCAAGUCAUCCAGCAGCAAGCCCUGAUCAAGUACAAGGAACUAUAUGCUUUCCUUGCCAAACACCAAUCAGAACUUGCGCAGCAGAUUGGCCAGGCAUACAUCUACACCAUGCGCUGGUAUUACUUGAACCACUUCACAAGAUACCGGGUGGCUUUGGAGAAAAUCAAAGUGCACGCCAUGGACAAGUAUGAUGUCCUCGGUGAGGACCCCACUGCAAGAAGAGCGGGCAGUCUGCUCGGCCAAGCACGCAACACACCAGCUGCGUACGACGCAUUUUCCCUGGGUCGACGGCGCGAUGCUUUGAAAAGCUCAUCAACGAAUGCUCUGACUGCUUACCUUGCGGAAGAGGAGAAGUCAGCACACUACCUAGAAACACCGUUUCGCAGCUUCAAUCUCGCCCUCAUUGACAACGCAUGUUUCGAAUACACAUUUAUAUCCUCCUUCUUCGCACCCUCGCAGAACUACCACGCCAUAUCCCGUACCUUUUCUACAAUCUUCGAACCAACCAUGGCAGCCGGUCAAGCCUUGACCAAAGCCCUCGUCGCAACCACAACCGACACACUCGGCAUACUCAUUUGCGUCCGACUCAACCAGCACUUCGCCUUCGAACUGCAGCGCCGCAAAGUGCCGACGGUAGAAAACUACAUCAACGCCACGAACAUGCUCCUCUGGCCACGCUACCAACAAGUCCUCGACAUGCACUGCACAUCCCUGCAGAAAGUCACAUCCGCACUCCCUGGUCGCCCGACCACCGGCGCCGCCCUUCUCUCCUCUAGCUCCGCGUCCUUGACAUCUACUGCGCCUACACCACUCACGCAGAAAUUCGCAAACCUUCUCCAGGGCAUUUUGGCGUUGUCUUCGGAGGCUGGAGACGACGAGCCGGUGUCGGUGAGUGUGGGCAGGCUGCGGAGCGAGUAUGAAGCGUACUUGACGAAGAUGAGUAAAGGGAUUAGCGAUACAAGGAAGAAGGAGAGGUUUUUGUGUAAUAAUUAUAGUCUGGUGUGUACAAUUUUGGCGGAUGUUGAGGGGAGGUUGGGAGAGGAGGUUAGGGUGCAUUUUGAGAAGAUGAGGGAUGUGUAUGAUAAGUGA